AUGGCCAUUGUGGGAAUCAUAGUAACAGUCCUCAUUCACCCAAAUAAUUGUGUGUUAUACUUCAUUGUGGGGAAGAGGGAGGAACUGCUAGAGUAUUCUUCCCAACUUAAGGCAAGAGCAAGAGGCCUCUAUCCCCCACUUACGUAUGUAAGAGCCUUUCAGUUUAGUGGGAACUGUGCCUACACUGGAAGGAAUGAAGGGGAGAUUAAAAUGGAAUCUUACAACUUCAGUUCUUCUUGCUCAAUGUUAGAUUCUCCACAGCUUUGUUUCUCUUUCCUUCCAACUACUGGGGUAAGGGGUUUUGUUUUGUUUUUAUGUUCCCUUGAAAGGAUCAGUCCAGCAGCUGACUUAACUGUAGAAUGUUUUUUUUUUUUUUUCCUUUUUACAUGA
Messenger RNA from Rangifer tarandus platyrhynchus (Svalbard reindeer), 390 nucleotides. The record is from the annotation of a GenBank genome assembly. Lineage: Eukaryota; Metazoa; Chordata; Mammalia; Artiodactyla; Cervidae.